Molecule: messenger RNA, 1181 nt
Organism: Drosophila navojoa
Lineage: Eukaryota; Metazoa; Arthropoda; Insecta; Diptera; Drosophilidae
Product: ELMO domain-containing protein 2
Molecular function (GO): GTPase activator activity
Source: RefSeq, a predicted model, not a curated record
AUAAAAAUCAUAACAAAGAGUUACGCUGUUUUCAUUUCAGCUGCUGUAUUGCACAAAUUGGCGAAUUUACAAACGUAACCUCUGGCCACGCUGUUUUCUGGUUCUAUUUUGGUGUUGUGUCAAAGAACUCGCAGGCGCGACGCCAUGGCAACGCCGUGUUAAAUAAAGCAAUCAGUCUUUUAUAUUACGGACAUUAUAUAUCACAAAAUGUUUCUAUUGGACAGAAUUUUGCCGUUUAUAUUCAGUUAUAUACGACCAUUUAUCAAAUGGUUUCUGCAUGUGUUCACUCGUCUCUCCGAGCUCCAGCGCAUAUGCUAUGGUGCAAGAGCUGGUGCGCCAAGAUGCCACCUAAUUGAGCGCUCCCUCCAACAAUCGAAGCAGCCGGAAAUAAAGACAAUGUUAAGAGAACUGGACGAGGCAGGCCCAUAUGUAACGGACAGAGAGUUGCUAUAUUUUGCUACACGUGCAGUCAGUGUUGUCGGUCGCGUAAAACACAUAAAAAGCAAUGUACAUCCCGACUUUGGUAGGCUUUUCGGUAAUUGUGUGACCACGAUUUGGGGCUAUAAACGCUUAAUGCAUCAAGUAGAACAGCUGCGUUCCGAGGCGUACGACUCCGAGAAUCUGGAGCAUGAACAGAAGCUGCUGGAGCUCUGGAAACUUCUGAUGCCCGAAACGCCGCUAGCAAGUCGCAUCUCCAAACAAUGGCAAGAAAUUGGCUUUCAGGGCGAUGAUCCAAAAACGGACUUCCGCGGCAUGGGCAUGUUGGGCCUCGAGAAUCUUUUAUAUUUUGCGCGCGCCUACAAUGAUGCCGCCAAGCACGUCCUGCUCCACUCAAUGCAUCCCACCUUGGGCUACACCUAUGCCAUUGUCGGCAUAAACCUUACUGCCUUGGCCGUCAAUCUUCUGCGUUCUGGUGCGGCCAAGACUCACUUCUACAAUCAGGUGGCGCAGCAUAAACAAAACUUUAGCACGCUCGAGGACUUCCAUAAACUAUAUUGCUAUUUGUUCUUCGAGUUCGAUCGGUUUUGGAUGGACAGCUCACCGCGCAAUAUUAUGGACUUUCGAGAAGUUUAUCAGGCCUUCGAGAUAACGAAACUGGAGGCGCUCCACAAUGAGAACACUAUCUUUAAAACGAACCUGGUCGUCGAGUCCGUCUAACUGCUCACAUUGUUGUACUUAAA